AUGGCGCAUAGGGCGCCGAGCGGGCGGGCCCCGGCUGCGGCUCCGGCUCCGUCCCGGCGGCUGGCGCGGAGGGUCCUCGUCCUCUUCACGCUGUCGCUCUCCUGCUCCUACCUCUGCUACAGCCUCCUCUGCUGCUGCGGCGGCCCCGCCGCGCCCCGCGCCCGCUGCGCGCCCGCCCGCAGCGCCGCCGCCGCCAAGAAACUUCUGCAGAAGUCGCGGCCGUGCGGGCGGCCGCCCCCCGCCGAGCCCCCCGGCAGCGCCGCGCCCGCCCGCCGCCCGCGGGAGCCCCCCCCGCCGGCCGGCAGCCCCCCGGGGCCGGGCCGCCCGGGCGCCAAGCGCCUGCCGCAGGCCAUCGUGGUGGGCGUCAAGAAGGGCGGCACCCGCGCCGUGCUGGAGUUCAUCCGGGUGCACCCCGACGUGCGGGCCCUGGGCACCGAGCCCCACUUCUUCGACAGGAACUACGACCGCGGGCUGGAGUGGUACAGGAGCCUGAUGCCACGAACGCUCGACAGCCAGAUCACGGUGGAGAAGACCCCCAGCUACUUCGUCACCAAGGAGGCACCACGGCGGAUCUUCAACAUGUCCCGGGACACGAAGCUGAUCGUGGUGGUGAGGAACCCUGUCACCCGGGCCAUCUCGGACUACACGCAGACGCUCUCCAAGAAGCCGGACAUCCCCACCUUCGAGGGGCUGUCCUUCCGCAACCGCAGCCUGGGGCUGGUGGACACCUCCUGGAAUGCCAUCCGCAUCGGGAUGUACGCCGUGCACCUGGAGAGCUGGCUCCAGUACUUCCCGCUCUCCCAGAUCCACUUUGUCAGUGGGGAGAAGCUGAUCACGGACCCAGCCGGGGAGAUGGGCAAAGUCCAGGACUUCCUGGGCAUCAAACGGGUUAUCACGGACAAGCACUUCUACUUCAACAAGACAAAAGGCUUUCCUUGCCUGAAAAAGUCGGAGAGCAGCGGCUUGCCUCGCUGCCUGGGCAAGUCCAAAGGCAGGACUCACGUGCAGAUAGACCCCGAGGUGAUCGAGCAGCUUCGGGACUUUUAUAGACCUUAUAAUAUCAAAUUCUAUGAAACAGUCGGGCAGGACUUCAGGUGGGAAUAAGCGUCUGGGAGCAGAGCUCUGGUGACGUGAGGCUGCAGUCUUCCAUG
Messenger RNA from Gymnogyps californianus (California condor), 1151 nucleotides. It is a transcript of the gene HS3ST2, whose product is annotated as heparan sulfate-glucosamine 3-sulfotransferase 2. Lineage: Eukaryota; Metazoa; Chordata; Aves; Accipitriformes; Cathartidae. The record is from RefSeq and is a predicted model, not a curated record. Gene Ontology annotation, molecular function: [heparan sulfate]-glucosamine 3-sulfotransferase activity.